Molecule: messenger RNA, 5875 nt
Organism: Ruditapes philippinarum (Manila clam)
Lineage: Eukaryota; Metazoa; Mollusca; Bivalvia; Venerida; Veneridae
Product: calcium-binding protein P-like
Exons: 4
Coding region: 168-779 (203 amino acids)
Cellular component (GO): membrane
Source: RefSeq, a predicted model, not a curated record
AUAGAGCGGACACUUCCUUAACCUUUUACUUCACUCGGCCUGUUGAACUCAGCCUGUUGAAUAAAUAAUAGCGUCGCGGGCAUGCGUCGUGACCUAAGAUAAAAAGAAAACUGUUGAUUUUUAACAUAUUAUCAACAAAAUAGGAGUGCAUUACUAAAAUACUAAGAAUGAGUGAAAAACAAGGUUUGAACCAGGGACCACCAUCCUAUGAGCAUGCACAGGGAGGAUAUCCAGGCGGAUACCAGCCAGUUCAACAGUCAGAAAAAACACCCUAUGGACAACCAGGACAGCCUCCCUAUGGACAACCAGGACAACCGCCCUAUGGUCAACCAGGACAACCUCCUUAUGGUCAACCAGGACAACCACCCUAUGGUCAGCCAGGACAACCACCCUAUGGUCAACCAGGACAACCACCCUAUGGUCAACCUCCUUAUGGUCAACCAGGACAACCUUAUGCUACACAACAAAUUGUGGUGAGUCAGCCUGGCCAAGCUGGUGUUAUUGUAACACAACCAAGACCUCCAGAUUACAUGAUCCCAUCAGUUCUGGCAUGCUUGUGUUGUUUCUGUCCUACAGGUCUAUGUGCAAUCUAUUAUGCAAAUCGGGCAAACACUCUGGCAGCUGAUGGGGACAUGAUUGAAGCUCAGAGGAUGUCUAACAGUGCUAGAAAUUUGAUGAUUACGAGCGUGGUGAUUGGGGUGGCCUGGAUCAUUCUCGUUAUUGUGUUGAGGCUCGUCGUUUUUGCGACAAGAACAACCACAUAUGGUUACGAUUAUUGAUCAGAUUGAUGAUAAUAGAUUCAGAUAUUUCAGCUUCUUUCGUUAGCUGACCAGAAACAAUACAUAUUGCCUUUGUCUUAAUACUUGAUGUAGAUAAUCAUUAUUCAGCAUUUUUUCUUCAGUGUGACAAGUUUGCUUUUAGCUUAAAAUGAUGUAAUGUUAGCCAUAGCAGCUGCUUUAUAUGAUACAUAUGAGUCGUGUCAUGACAAAACCAACAUAAUGGGUUUGCGACCAGCAUGGAUCCAGACCAGCCUGCGCAUCCGCGCAGUCUGAUCAGGAUACAAGCUGUUCGCUAUCAGUUUCUCUACUUAUUAUAGGGUUGGUAAGAGAACAGCAUGGAUCCUGAUCAGACUGUGUGUAGCGCAGGCUGGUCUGGAUCCAUGCUGGUCGCAAACCCACUAUGUUGAUUUUGUUGUGACGCGGCUCAUAUUAUGUUAUUGUAUUUUUAUAUAUAUAAUAAUAUAAAGUAAAGUUUGAGAAGUCAAGUUUUUUAUACUCCAAUGCUUUCUUGACUAAUUAAUUUAAGUGCUUAUUUUGUUAAGUUACACUUAAGUCUAUAGACUGAGACCCUGUAACGAAGCACAGUACUGAUUUAUACAUAAGUGCUUAGUUUGUUCUUUUUUUUUCUGUGGCAAAUUUAUAUGUGAAUGAAUAUUAUGUAGUACAAUUAUUAACUUUAUUUGAUACAAAGUGAUUCUAUGUGCUAAUUUUAUACUUAAAGGGUAAGUUUUGGUGGUUUUAUUACAUGAUAACUUAGUUUUAAGUACUAAUUCUAAAAAAAUUUUUUUGAAGAACCAGUUUUGUACAUCAGUUGACUUAACAUAUUAGGGCUGCAUCACGACAAAACCAACAUAACGGGUUUGCGGCAUUUGCGCAGUCUGAUCAGGAUCCAUGCUGUUCACUAUCAGUUUCUUUACUUGUUAUAGGGUCUGUAAGCAAACAGCAUGGAUCCUGAUCAGACUGCACCGCAGCGGCAGGCUGUUCUUGAUCCAUGCUGGUCGCAAACACAUUAUGUUGGUUUUGUCGCGAUGCGGCUCAUAUGUUGAUCAUUUAUUGAACUAUUUUCAAAAUCCAUUUAUAAAUAGAGUUGCUCCUGAAUAGAAUGACUCUGAAACAAAGUUUUUUUUGGGGUUUUCCCAGCUAUAUCUGAGGAUACACGAAACAGGUUUACUAAUCCAAGGCAAACAGAAGUGCACCUUGAAGCUAUAAUGGUAUACCCAUUGUUUGUACAUGGGUAUUAGUUUGGAAAAAAUAGACAUUUGCUAAGUUCUGGAUAACAACUGUUAAGAAUAUUUAGGAAUUUCACAGCUAAUCAGGGGUUACAAAAACAAAUGAAAGUUACAAUAAUGGUUAAUAUAUUGAAAAUAAAUGUAACAUGUAGAUCACAAUAUUGUGAUCAUUGUAGAGCAGAAUUAGUGGAGCAUUAACAGUCAAACUUAUUUGUACCCUGGAUUAGAUUGGAAAAACCCACAUUUACUGAUUACAUGAUUUAACAUGUAUAUUUAUAAAUGCAUCCAUGAUUUAGAUGUUUCUUUCAGCAACUCGAUGUAUGUACUUGUUUAAGCAGGGUUGUUUUAAAACAUGAAGUAGCUUUUAGGUUUGAUUUUAGUUAAACCACGAUUGUUUUGAAUCUCUCUUUUAUUUUAUACAAACACCAUAUUAGAAUCAGUUUUGUUUUAAAAAAUUGACUAUAUUUUUAUUUUUUACAUUUUUUUUUCUGCAAUUGUCAAUUUUUUAUUUUCUGCACCAUGUACACGUAUUGGUCAUGUCAAUAUUUUCUUCAUAAUUAUAUACAAUGUUUAUGUUUUUUUGUCAUUUUCAUACGCAGCUCUUUUAUUUUAUUACAUUUUCUUUAUAAAUGUAGGUUUGUAUCUGUUUGUUUUGUAUAAAUGUAAUCUUGUAUUUGCUAUUUCAUUAAAAGUUCUCCAUUUCAGAAAUUUACAAUUUGUCAAGAAAAUACAUUAGUUCAUGUUUAGUUUUGGUGAGCACUUAAUAUUUUCGACUUAGUCUAUAUGAUAUCAUAUUAUACAUUUGUAAAAAAUAAAUUUGUACAAUUUGGCUUUUGAGACGUUUUUUUUUGUGAUUUUGUUUGUCUUAAUUCAAAAAUUUGCCUUAAUUCAAAACAUUUUGAUAUUGUUCAGUUUCGACACAAAAUUAUGAUGUUUAACCAGAAUUUUAAAGCUCAAUAUUUUCAUAUGCUUUAUAUAAAAAAUUUAUUUUGUAGAUAUAUCUUUUUCGAGAAAUUCUGCCUUAUAUUUGAUAUAGAUCAACUAUAUGUUAUAUUUAUCAUAAUCUAUUUCUUAUUUCAGUGAUACUUAUUUACAUGUAAAAAAUCAUUUACUUACUUAAUGAAAGAUCAUUGGCAGAAGAAAAUGACUGGCAUACUGGCUAAUGUUUUGAUUAUUUUGUUGGCUAUUUUGUGUAACAUUUUCAAAAAAAAAAAAGAAAGCACACACACAAAUAAUAAAAGUGACUUGAAGUUUUGAUACAGUUCAUCAUUUUGCAAAUAAGCAAACGUUUGUAUUGCAACAUGGAAUUUUCAUUGGUCACUAGUUUGUAAUCUGACUAAUUUACGUUACUUUUUCCCCGGAUGACUCAGUUACUUUGUUACUGGUUAAUAAAAAUUUUGUAUUCAAUUCAAAUACCUUUAUUCACCUAGGUAUCAAUAAAAUAUGAAAGGGGUAACUACGACACAUGAAAGUCAUCAAAUUAAAGGUGAACAAAUUGAUCACAAGGGAGACAACAAAUAUGCUAAUUAUAAGUCAAUAAACGCACUGAUGUCAGUCAUUUAGCUUUUGCUAUUGGGCAUUUCAGGGGUCGUAGACAUUAUUGCUGUAAGCCGAUAAAACAUGCGCAACAAGGAACAGACAGCUUCAUGUCCAACCCCUUAAUAUCCGUUACUUUCAUAACAUCUUGUUUCAAGAUUACAUAGAUAUUUUAACAUUAUCAUUAAUGCUUAGAGCAGUGGUCCAGAGUAAACGAAAAGUGUAGGCGAAUAUAUAGCCUGGUGUCCGUAGAUUACUAGCAGGAACUGGAGAUUUUGCUGUCUUAUAAUUUAUUUUAUUGGUCUUAAAGACCAUUAAUUAUUUUAUCAGUCUAAGACCAUUUCUAUUUUUAAAUAGAACCAAGAUUUUUUUUCUCUUUUUUUUGCUGAUAACCAUGUUUUCUUUGCCAUUAAGAGAUUUUUUUUCACAGAAUGACUAAUAUUUUUCUGAAAUUUUUUAUUUUUAUUUUAUUUUGAAGUUUUGUUUUGUUUUCCUGUACAUUGUGUUAUUGAACCUUCAUAUUAUUUACAGUAUUCUAUAAUAAGUGAGAAAAAAAAAGAUGCAUCUUACACUUUGUCGCAAAAUAUUGUUUUGUUGUCCGAAAAUAGGGUAAAAUGCAGAGUAACAUAGUUGUGUGUAUAGGUACAGAUAUAUUGUACCAUAAAAUCUGAUUUUUUUGCUAAUUCUCAGUAAAAAAACCUGUAAAACACAUAUAAAAACAUUUUAUGUCUCAACUUAACUGAAUUAAGACCAAUUUUCACCUCAACGAUGAAAAAAAUUGAUAAGACGAAAUAUAUUCAAAUGAAAAAUAAAAGGAUAACAGAAACAAUAAAAUGCCGUCUGCUAUAUAAGGUUGUGGGCAACAGGGGCAUUGUUUGAAAUAUUUUAUAGUUGUAUUGUGUACUCCCAACGGUUGUGGUCGUUUAUCCUGCAGAAACUACUUUAAUUUAAAACUAUUAUUUAAAUAUGUAUUGAAUUUUACAUGCCAUGGCAGUAAUUGCCUUACAGGUUUUGCGUACCCAUUCUUUUGUGUUUUUUAAAUUUUAUUUGAAUAAGAUUUCUUUGCUAAGUUGUUUUAUAUAAUUUCUGUUUUAGGUUGUUCCAAGAUAUUUGUUUUUGAUAAGCUUUUACCUGAAAUUGUAUUAAAAGUGAAUAUAUAUAAUUUUUUUUAUUAUUUUAAAUCCUAUGCCUUGAUUAUACAUAAUUUGAAUAUUGAUAGUUUCCGAUUUUUGCAAUAUUUACCUCCCUUGCCAAAAUUGGCAGCCAUUUUGACAAAAGUAUGAACAUAUGAAGGAAUAUAUUAUUAUAGCACCAAUAUGCUAAAAGAUUUUAUCAGUUUUCCUGAAGAUGAUUGAAUUAGAUUUUUGUCUUAUCUUAAACAUAUGAUUGGAAAUGACCCUCAUAAUUGUGGUCAGGGGAGGUAAUAAUUGCUAUGUGAAAAGCAUUGGUUUAAAUUUACUCCCUACCUCAAAGCAUUUGUAUGGCUAUGAUCCAAUUAUGUUAAUAACUACUUUGAUGAAAACUAUCUUCUUUGUUUUUGUUAUGUCAAUACAAUUUUUACUUUGACCUUUCAAUUUGAGUUUUGGUCUUUCUAUUGUUAUUAUAAGGGGUUUAAAUUACAAAUGGGAGUGAAGCAGCCAACAGUGUAGAAUCUGGUUUGUAUGUCUGAAGAGUUGCAAGUCUUAUCUAGAGUCUGGUUGAAUUGCAAGUCCAGAAUCUGGUUGAAAUUCAAGUCUAGAAUUUGGUUGAAUUGCAACUCUAGUCUAGAGUCUGGUUGAAUUGCAACUCUAGAGUCUGGUCAGACUGCAAGUCUAGAGUCUGUUUUGAUUACAAAUCUUAACUCUGGUUGAAUUGAAAAUUUAGUUUAAAGUCUAGUUGAAUUGUAAGUCUAGAGUCUGGUUGGAUUACAAGUGUUAAGUCUGGUUGAAUUGAAAGUCUAGUCUAAAAUCUGAUCAGAUUGCAAGUCUAGAGUCUGGCUAAAUUGCAAGUCUAGAGUCUGGUUGGAUUACAAGUCUUAAGUCUUGUUGAAUUGAAAGUCUAGUCUAGAGUCUGGUCAGGCUGCAAAUCAUGAGUCUGGUUCCACUGUAUGUCUAGAAUCUGUCCAGAUUGUUAGUCUAGAGUCUGUUGGUAUAAGCAGGUGAUUAUCUCUUGUAGCAUUCAGAGAGUUGAGCAUUUGAAUGACAUUCAUUGAUAUAUUGAUUGAUAUAUAGUACAUACUUUCUCAACUUUCAUAAUAUAGAUGAAGUCUACUAAGUCUUGUUACAUUGUAAUUUCAUCUGAUAUAUUGUUGUUGUUAUGUAGACUUUAUAUCCUAAUAAAUAAUGAAUUAAU